CUGCUUCCAGCCCGGUAAAUACACGGACCGGCUCUGAUGAGGGCUUCCGCAUUGUGGAUGAACAACUAGACAAUGCACACGAGGAAAUAACAACCAAGCAGAUUUUUGAGUACGAUCUUAUGGGGGGACCGGACUGGACUCAAAGAAUAGAGAAAGAAGAUUUGGCCUACCAAUCCCUUCUAGCGGGGAGAAGAGUAGCUCUGAGGAACAAGGCUAGAGAAUUCCGCCUCAGCCCUCCAGAAACCCAACCUUGGCGUAGCGAUGACCCUGAAAGACUGAAGAUGGACAUCGACUCUCUGGAGAUGGAGAAAGAGAGACUACGUCUUUUCAACCAGAGAAUGCUUGGUAAAGAGCUUGACGGUAUGAGCUACUCCGAGCUGUUCGUGUUUAGCUUUGAGAUAUCGGGUGCUAUCAUGAAAGUUGUGUCGAUGAAGAAGAUAAAACGUGACGAAGAGAUGGGGAAGACAAAACGUCCAAGGCCGUCGGUCAACAAGGAGCCAAUCUCCCCGGGACAGAUAUGAUGGUGGUGGCAGGCUCU
Messenger RNA from Brassica napus (rape), 538 nucleotides. RefSeq lists its product as uncharacterized. Bases 120 to 521 code for a protein of 133 amino acids. The record is from RefSeq and is a predicted model, not a curated record. Lineage: Eukaryota; Viridiplantae; Streptophyta; Magnoliopsida; Brassicales; Brassicaceae. The transcript is spliced from 7 exons.